GAUACUGGCUGUUAGACAACGAGCGUCUCUUCUGAUACAUUUUGUGGCAUUCCCUGUGGGGCUGUUUGCAAUAUGGCUCCGCGGUGUCAAACACUAGCAUUUGUCCUAUUGUUUUGCCAUGCACUCAGUAAUCCUGUUUUUCAGCCUUCCUUGGUAUUGGACAUGGCUAAAAUACUUCUUGAUAAUUACUGUUUCCCAGAGAACCUGGUUGGAAUGCAAGAGACCAUAGAACAGGCCAUCAAAAGCGGGGAGAUGCUGCAUGUCUCAGAUCCGUACAACUUAGCAAGUGUCUUCACUGCUGGGGUUCAAGGCUCAUUAAAUGACCCACGUCUGGUAAUUUCUUAUGAACCAUCACACCAUGAAGUGAAACAGGAAGAAGAAACAAUUCCUUCUCCAGAGCAGCUGCAAUACCUAGUGGAUCAUUCUAUAAAGUAUGAGCUUUUGCCUGGUAACAUUGGUUACCUUAGAAUUGACUGCAUCAUAGGUCAAGAUGUAGUACAGAAAAUUGGUCCCUUCCUGGUUAAUAAUAUAUGGAAGAAACUGAUGCCGAGUUCAGCUCUUAUCUUGGACUUUAGAUAUAGUACCCAAGGUAAGGUUUCCGGGAUUCCUUUUGUCGUGUCCUACUUGUGUGAGUGUGAGUCUGUCAUCCACAUUGAUACCAUUUAUAAUCGCCCAUCCAACACCACCAUGGAACUGAGGACAUUACCUGCAACAAUGGGUGAGCGUUAUGGAAAAGAUAAAGAUGUAGUGGUAUUAACAAGCAGACACACUCAGGGCAUAGCCGAGGAUGUGGCAUAUAUCCUUAAGCAUGUUAAUAGAGCAAUCAUUGUUGGAGAAAAAACAGCAGGAGGGUCACUGGAUAUACAGAAAAUAAGGAUUGGCCAGUCUGAUUUUUAUAUUACUGUUCCAGUGUCUCGGUCUAUUAGUCCACUAACUGGACAGAGCUGGGAGGUAGCUGGUGUUUUUCCUUGUGUGGUAGUGAAUGCAGAGGAUGCACUGAAUAAAGCUCUGGCUAUUCUGUCUGUUCGCUCAAAAAUUCCCAGUGUUCUUGAACAGCUUAAAGACAUUCUCAAAAAAAAAUAUGCUUUCUCUGACCGUGUUCCCGCUUUGAUAAAGCAUCUUUCAAACAUGGACUAUGCUCCAGUUAUAUCUGAGGAUGAUCUUGCUGCCAAGCUUAAUUAUGAACUCCAGUCUGUUACAGAUGACCCAAGACUGGUGCUGAAAGGUAGGACUGACACACCAGUUAUCCCACAGGAUUUCCCAGUGUUUGACAAUCUACCAGAUGAUGAAUCCUUUCUCCAAGGCUUGGUUAACACAGUCUUCAAAGUGAACAUCCUAACAGGGAAUAUUGGCUACCUACGUUUUGAUGAGUUUGCAGAUGCCUCUAUUCUAGCUAAAUUAGGACCUUACAUUGUAAACAAAGUAUGGGAUCCCAUCACCAUCACAGACAACCUCAUUAUAGAUUUGAGAUAUAACUCUGGAGGCCCAUCUGCAGCAGUCCCCGUGCUGCUUUCCUACUUUCAAGAACCAGAAACUAGGAUACGCCUGUUCACUUUGCAUGAUCAGUUGCUAAACUCAACCAAGGAGUUCUACAGCAUUCCUAAUCUGCUUGGAAAUCCAUAUGGCUCUAAAAGAGGAGUUUAUGUAUUAACAAGCCACCGAACUGCCACAGCUGCUGAGGAAUUUGCUUACCUCAUGCAAUCUUUAAGCAGAGCAACAAUCAUUGGUGAAAUAACCUCAGGAACCCUUAUGCAUUCCAAAUCAUUUAAUCUAGAAGGUACACAAUUGACUAUUACUGUGCCAAUAAUAAACUUUAUUGAUAACAAUGGUGAUUGCUGGCUUGGGGGUGGAGUAGUCCCAGAUGCUAUUGUCCUGGCUGAAGAAGCAUUAGACAAAGCUAAAGAAAUUAUUGCAUUUCACCCAGAUGUUGGUGCUUUGGUAGAAGGCACUGGUCGGCUACUUGAAGUCCAUUAUGCCAUUCCUGAGGUGGCUAACAAAGUCAGCAGCAUAAUUAAAAGUAAAUGGUCUGAAGGCGGAUACCGCUCAGUAGUGGAUCUAGAGUCUCUUGCAUCCCAGCUUACCUCUGAUAUGCAAGAUAUCUCAGGUGAUCACCGAUUGCACGUAUUCUACAGUGACAUAGAACCAGAGAUUUUGGAAGACCAGCCACCCAAAAUCCCCUCACCUGAAGAGCUCAGCUAUAUAAUUGAUGCUUUAUUUAAGAUUGACGUCCUUCCAGGAAAUAUUGGAUAUUUGCGAUUUGAUAUGAUGGCUGAUUCAGAAAUCAUAAAAGCUAUUGGUCCUCAGCUUGUGAGUAUGGUCUGGAACAAGCUGGUGGACACAAGUUUCUUAAUAAUUGACAUGCGAUUUAAUACAGGAGGUUACUCCAAUGCUAUACCUAUAUUCUGCUCAUACUUCUUUGAGCCAGAACCUCUCCAACAUCUGUAUACUGUAUAUGACCGUAGCACUUCCAAAGGCACUGAGAUAUGGACAUUGCCCGUGGUGGCUGGUCAAAGAUAUGGUUCCACUAAGGACAUAUAUGUACUUACUAGUCAUAUGACAGGAUCUGCAGCUGAAGCCUUUACAAGGUCUAUGAAGGAUUUAAACAGAGCUACCAUCAUUGGGGAGCCAACAGGAGGUGUUUCACUGUCUGUGGGCAUGUACAGAGUGGAGGACAGCCAUCUUUAUGUGUCAAUCCCUAACCAAGUGGUAAUCAGCUCAGUGACCGGAAAAGUAUGGAGUGUAUCUGGAGUUGAACCUCACAUCAUCAUCCAAGCCAAUGAGGCCAUGAAUGUUGCCCACCGUAUUAUCAAUCUCCGCUCUAAAAUUCCCUCUAUUAUUCAGACAGCAGGAAAGCUGGUAGCAGAUAACUAUGCAUUUGCAGAAACAGGAGCUGAGGUAGCAUCCAAACUUCUGUCUCUGGUGGAGAAGAAGGACUACAAAAUGAUAAAAUCUGAGGUAGAGUUGGCUGAGAAACUUAAUUAUGACCUUCAAACUCUCUCUGGAGAUGUUCACCUAAAGGCCUUAUAUAUACCUGAAAAUUCCAAAGAUCGUAUCCCAGGAGUAGUGCCAAUGCAGAUCCCAUCUCCAGAGAUGUUUGAGGACCUCAUCAAGUUUUCCUUCCAUACUGAUGUGUUUAAUAAGAACAUUGGUUACAUGCGAUUUGACAUGUUUGCUGACUGUGAUCUUCUUAGUCAAGUUUCACAUCUGCUUGUCGAGCAUGUCUGGAACAAGAUUGUCGGCACAGAUGCCUUAAUUGUUGAUAUGAGAUUCAACAUUGGAGGGCCCACCUCUUCCAUUCCAGCCAUUUGUUCAUAUUUCUUUGAUGAAGGGACACCUAUCCUUCUAGACAAGGUGUACAGUCGAGCAGCGAAUACCAUCACUGAUGUAUGGAGCCUCUCACAGCUUGCAGGUCCUUCUUAUGGGUCCAAAAAACCUCUAAUUAUCCUAACCAGUUCUGUGACUGAAGGAGCUGCUGAAGAAUUUGUGUACGUAAUGAAGCGACUGGGAAGGGCAAGUGUUGUCGGCGAGAAAACAAGUGGAGGAUGCCAUCCUCCACAGACAUACCAUGUAGAUGACACACUCCUGUACCUCAGCAUUCCGACUUCUCGCUCUAUUAGUGCAGAACCUGGAGCUUCUUGGGAAGGAAAAGGCCUGUUGCCAGAUAUCAAUGUUCCUUCAGAAACAGCAUUGCAAAAAGCAAGAGAAAUCCUGGAGUCGCAGCUCAGUGCUUAAUAUCUAGAAAGGACAUGUGCUUUAUUUAAAGAUUCCCACAAAAAGAUGGGGCAAUUCAUUCAUUAUGUAGAUUUUAGUAUGACAAUACCUAUAUACAGUAUGUACAUACAAACACGCACAUCCCUCUGUGCCGUACAAGACAUGUAUUAUGCACUGCCUUGACCGUCAUGUAGAUAUUCACGUGCACUCUGCUUUAACUAGACACACACUGCUAUGGACAGUGAUAUUCUUUAGUUAGAUAAUACUUUAACAGAACUAGAACAAUGGUGCAUCUUAAGGUUAUUUUUAUUUAGCAACAAUACCAUCGUUUUCAUUGUGUUAAGAGAGAGGAAACAUGCAAAAUAAGUGUUUGGUAUGCUAGCAUUACCAGUGCUCUGUCAUUAGCCUAAACCCAUAUUAUGUGUUCUUGGUAAAUUGUGACUUCCCAGAAUGUUUUUUAAAUAUUAUGUUUACUUAUUCCCUGUAUUUAACAAACACGUGUUUGUUAGGUUUGAAAAAUAAAAUUAAAAGUAGAAGUCCA
Pelobates fuscus (common spadefoot toad) is the source of this 4252-nucleotide messenger RNA. It is a transcript of the gene RBP3, whose product is annotated as retinol binding protein 3. NCBI's taxonomy places the organism in Eukaryota, Metazoa, Chordata, Amphibia, Anura, Pelobatidae. Bases 73 to 3732 code for a protein of 1219 amino acids. Gene Ontology annotation, molecular function: serine-type peptidase activity; retinol binding. Gene Ontology annotation, biological process: proteolysis. Gene Ontology annotation, cellular component: cone matrix sheath. The record is from RefSeq and is a predicted model, not a curated record. The transcript has 4 exons.